This is a messenger RNA of Drosophila rhopaloa, 881 nucleotides long. RefSeq lists its product as uncharacterized. The record is from RefSeq and is a predicted model, not a curated record. Bases 140 to 646 code for a protein of 168 amino acids. NCBI's taxonomy places the organism in Eukaryota, Metazoa, Arthropoda, Insecta, Diptera, Drosophilidae. The transcript is spliced from 2 exons.
UAAAGACCACCUGCGGUCACAUCAAAGCAGACAUUCUAUUUAAUUUUGGGGGAUUUCACGUUAACCAAGUGGCCUGCCUUAUCAGUUUGUUAUUUAAUCCUUUGAAUUGCGUCGUUUUAGUGCAGUAAGCAGAUGCAAAAUGGUGUACCUUAACUUUGUGUUUGGCCUUGGCGUGGUUUUGGCGGCAGCUGCAGCGGCUGUUUACUUUAGCUGGCCGAACUACCCGCAGGCGGCCCCUCAUCGCCAAACGCCUAGGAAUCGCAGGGAUGAGGACAAAGAGUUCGACCAGGGUGCCAGAUUGCAUCGGAACUUCAGGGACCAGCGUUUGCGGCGCAGCGUGCCGGGCGACAGGUGCCCCGUGUGUCUACUGAAUAUGGAGCAGAGAGACAUGCACCACAUGAAGUGCGGCCAUGCCCUGGACAACGCCUGUUUCGAGGAUUAUCGCUACCUGCGCAGAAACUGUCCGCUCUGCAACCAGACGGUUAAUCUCAGCCUGCCCGGCGACAGUUGCUCGAUUUGCUUUGAUCCUCUCGAGAAAAACAAUAUGGUGCAUCUGCGCUGCCAGCACGCACUGCAUAGCGAAUGUUUCCAGCAGUUCAUGAACAGCGGAGCAAAGACCUGCCCGCUCUGCAGGGAGCAAUUGUAGGAGCCACAAAUUUCGUUCAGAGCUCUGCAAUCAGAUAUAUAUUUCAACUAAUGAUGGCUCCCCAAAAAGAAAUUUAAGGAACCACAUAUAUUAUCAGCAGAAGCAAGUGAUAUACGCUUGGUGCACAACAAUUUUUUAUCAACCAACAAAAAAAAAUAGAUAAGCAAUCGAAUGAAGUCUGUCUUAGCGUGUAAUUGUCAAACGUUUUGUUAAAUAAACAACAUAAAAUGCCUUA